Closterium sp. Yama58-4 is the source of this 225-nucleotide messenger RNA. The record is from the annotation of a GenBank genome assembly. Lineage: Eukaryota; Viridiplantae; Streptophyta; Zygnematophyceae; Desmidiales; Closteriaceae.
AUGGGUGCCUUCUCAUCUAAUCUGGUCACCACUACCAUAUCUGCAACCACCAUCGCCAUCACCAUUGCCAUCACCAUCACCAUCAUCAUCACCAUCACCAUCACCAUCACCAUCACCAUCACCAUCACCAAUCACCAUCACCAUCACCUCUCCACUUCAUUUCCCAACCCGCUUUGUUUCAUUGCUCUAUCUGUGCGCACCUUUCCUCCGCAACACCAGGUGUAA